AUGACACCCCUACGUCUAGGAAUGACCUGCCAUGUGCUCGCACCCCGCUGCCAUGGACACUAUACGGCAGAACAGGCAGAUCUAGCAGGACAAAGUGUGCCGAGACCAAUCACGAUCAGCUUAUUAUCGCCAAAGGACUCUUUUACCAUUGAUCCGGCUGGAAUGGAAUGUUCGACAAAGUCAGCAUCCAAUAGUUCCAGCCUAAUCUCCUGCGCGCUUCGCCGUGGUUGGAGUCCAAGGGAUCGGGGAAAGGCAGUACUGGAAGAUUACUUGCUGCCGCAACCGGACGCGGAUAGACGGGGAGGACUGGUGCCAACAGCCGUAGCAGCAGAGAUCUUUUCACCAUCAGUGAGCGAUGUCAUGCGGGACAAUACCGUUGACGACGGACCCGCAAGCUAUAACACGAGACUAGCCAACGAAUGGAUAUUCGCACGCGAAUUGCACGGCAUGGCAUGGCAGGCGUUGGAUGAGAGCAGCGAAUAUGGACAGAGUAGUAAUAGUGGCUCUGGGGACACUGGCCAACAACAGGAGCAGGAGAAAGAACUACUAACCUUGGAGGAGUAUCAGCCAGAAGGCCCAGUCCAGUUGUAG
Molecule: messenger RNA, 591 nt
Organism: Pseudovirgaria hyperparasitica
Lineage: Eukaryota; Fungi; Ascomycota; Dothideomycetes; Acrospermales; Acrospermaceae
Exons: 3
Coding region: 1-591 (196 amino acids)
Source: RefSeq, a predicted model, not a curated record